UAAACAGAUCAUUUAGUAAAGCUUUGAGAGUCAGCGCGUACAGAGCAGAGGAUUUUCCGAGAUGCUGGCUAGACGCUGUAGAUUUAUUUGCCGGUUUCAAACUAAUAGAGCGGUAGCAAUGGAACCAAGAGAUGUGGACUGGCAGAGAGCGCGUCGAUUUGAACACAUUCCCUCAAUUCAAAAACUUUCUCUAACUUUGGAUAUGUCAUUCCCGGGAGGAAAAUAUAAGAACUUGGACCUAUCCCAGCUCAUGAUGGCUUUGCGUAGGGAUUAUGGUGAUAUAUAUCGAAUGCCAUCACUAUUCGGCAGUGAGCCAAUGGUGAUAACCUACAGUCCCAGAGACUUUGAAGAAGUUUACCGACAUGAAGGAGUAUGGCCGAGUCGUCCUGGAAACGAUACAAUGCGUUAUCAUAGGCUGACACAUCGCAAGGACUUUUUCCAAGGCUGUCAAGGACUUAUUGCUCAAGGCAAGGAAUGGGGAGAGUUUCGCAGCAUUGUUAAUCCUGUUUUAAUGCAGCCAAAAAAUGUGAGAGUUUAUUACAAGAAAAUGUCGCAAGUUAAUAUGGAAUUUGUGCAGCUCAUAAAAGCGAAACGCGACUUGAAAACAUUGGAAAUGGCAGACAAUUUCAUUGAGGAUAUCAAUCGAUGGACUUUGGAAUCGGUCUCUGUUGUGGCUUUGGACAAACAGCUGGGUCUGCUCAAGGGAGGCAGCAAGGACGAGCAAACUCAGCUGCUGUUCAAAAGUUUGGAUGAGUUUUUUCGUUACGGCGGUACUCUCGAUGUAAAACCCUCACUAUGGCGAUAUAUUAAAACUCCCAUGUUUAAGAAACUGAUGAAGGCUUACGAUAAUAUACAAAUAACUACAUUGGCUUUUGUCAAUGAGGCAUUGGAGCGUCUGGAGCGAGAGUCACAGCAGGGAUUAGUGCGUCCAGAGCUGCUGAAGAAGAACAAGCAGGUGGCAACUAUUAUGGCUAUGGACUUGAUGCUCGCUGGCGUGGACACUACCUCAAGCGCAUUUACUGCAGCCUUGUUGUGCCUUGCCAGCAAUCCCGAGAAGCAAGAAAAGCUGCGUGAGGAAGUGAUGCUGGUGCUGCCCAACAUGGACUCGGAGUUUACCGAAGCGUCUAUGAUGAAUGUGCCUUAUUUGAGAGCUUGCUUGAAGGAAUCGCAACGCAUGAGACCACUUGCCAUCACUCAUGCUAGAAAACUAGAACAGAAUUGUGUGCUCAGUGGUUACAAAGUGCCAGCAGACACAACUGUCAUGAUGGUGCCCAUACCCGCACUCAGUAGCGAGCAGUACUUUCCAAGAGCCACGGAGUUUCUACCAGAGCGCUGGUUGCGCAAUGAAGAAAAAGCCGAAUGUCCAGCUUUAAGAACUACAUAUCCUUUUGCCUACUUGCCCUUUGGCUUUGGUGCGCGUAUGUGCGCAGGCAAGCGUAUUGUGGAUAUGGAACUCGAACUUGGAAUUGCUCGCAUUAUUCGAAACUUUAAGGUGGAAUUUAAUUACAGCACUGAAAAUGCAUUUACUGCGGUUAUGUUUAACAAACCGAAUAUUCCGCUUAAAUUCAAAUUUACAGACUUGAAUAAAUAACAUACUAAUAUCAUUAGAUGAUAAUAUAUGGGCAAAGUGAAGACAAAAUGAAAAAUAUAAUUUAAUUAUUGAAAACACUGGAAUGUAAGAAUAUUUAAGAACAUUUUUUGGAGCAUAUAGCUCCAUUAAAGUUGGUUACAGAAAGUCAUGAUAAUGUUCUUGUUGAGCUGAACAACUCAUAUAACGAUUGGCGUGUGUCCAUGUUUCGAGAUCAUCAAGCUGCUGGUCAUUAGUGUUACACCUGAAUAACAUAAAUAAUCGUCAAACAGUUAAGGUUUUACGAAUAACAAAAUAAAACGAU
Molecule: messenger RNA, 1892 nt
Organism: Drosophila busckii
Lineage: Eukaryota; Metazoa; Arthropoda; Insecta; Diptera; Drosophilidae
Product: probable cytochrome P450 12a5, mitochondrial
Exons: 4
Coding region: 62-1591 (509 amino acids)
Molecular function (GO): heme binding; monooxygenase activity; iron ion binding
Source: RefSeq, a predicted model, not a curated record